This is a messenger RNA of Cherax quadricarinatus, 2516 nucleotides long. It is a transcript of the gene Rpp30, whose product is annotated as ribonuclease P protein subunit Rpp30. Gene Ontology annotation, cellular component: nucleolar ribonuclease P complex. The record is from RefSeq and is a predicted model, not a curated record. Gene Ontology annotation, biological process: tRNA processing. Gene Ontology annotation, molecular function: RNA binding. NCBI's taxonomy places the organism in Eukaryota, Metazoa, Arthropoda, Malacostraca, Decapoda, Parastacidae.
UUAUUCAACUUCCUUCCACUAUGGUGGAGGUUCCUUUUCCGAGCAGUGAAAGGCCGGGCUCGAUAAUCCGGCUUAAGCUGUCAGUGGCCCUUAUAAACCAACAACAACAACAACAACAACAACAGGUACCAAGAGGACGGGACCUGUGACUGUGUGUAGGUACCAAGAGGACAGAACCUGUGACUGUGUGUUGGUACCAAGAGGACAGAACCUGUGACUCUGACAUACCUACCAUAAGAUAAGGAAGAACAAGAGUCAAGAACACGCUGCACCUACCAAAAUGACCAUGAAACUUGCUCGUGGGUUUUGCGAUUUAAAUAUUUCUGCUAUGGACACAGAUCUCAAGAAAACUGUGUUGAAGGCAUUAAGUAUUGGCUACCAGACUAUCGCAAUCAACAGAGAAGUGACGGAUAAUUCGACGCCGGAUAAAAAACGGAAGAAAGGAAACUUUCCGAUGGUUCCUCCGCCACCCAAGUUCAAGCUAUCAGAGGAGGAUCUGCGUGAGCACAGCAUCACCAGGGAGCCGGUCAUACUGACUCGCAUCACCGUCACAUACUCGGACCCGGGAUCCGCAUUUCUUUCAAAGUUUCGUGAAGUCAUUAAGCAGUAUGAUAUUAUAGCCUUCACUCCCACCACUGAAGGAGCCCUCAAACAAACUGUUUCCCAAACACUUGUUGAUGUUGACAUUAUUUCUCUGAAUAUUGAUGAAGGUGGCACUCGCUUCGCCCGCAAGUUACUGUGCUUGGCCGUUGAACGUGAUAUAUAUUUUGAACUGAGUUAUGGGCCAUGCAUCAGGAGCUCUUGCAGUCGGCAACAGACCAUCACUCUAUCCCACAUCCUGCAUCAGUGUUCAAGAUCGGCCAACAUCAUCGUGACGAGUCGAGCCAGGACUCCCAGAGAUCUCAGGCACCCGUAUGACGUCAUGAAUCUCGGAAGAUUCUUUGGACUGACUGAAGCUGCUGCUAGAGGGGCCAUUGCCUCCCAAGCUCAUAAUGUAGUGUAUUGUGCUGCUGCUCGUCGCAAGGGGGCAGCAAAAUGUGUUGCUCAGGUUACUUUAUUGGAGACAUCAAACUCAAGGGUCAAAUACGAAGGAUUAGACAAUGCCAGAAAAUAUUUGAAAACAGAUGUUGAAGUAAUAGAUUCAACAGAUUAAUAUUUUUGUGCUCCAACAUUAUACGUAUUCUUUUCACUGCAAAUGCCUUGAAGCCAGUGAGAUGCUCUUUGCCUAAGGAAGUGGACUUGUCCUUCCCUUUCUGGCAUCAAACCUGAUUGCCUCCCAUUUCCCAGGAGUAUGUAGCCCCUAUGGGUUUAUCAUUUCCACCAGGAAUAGUAUUUAGUGGGGGCAGAAAUAAAAAUCAUAGGGGACAUACUACAGCACCUUGGGAAUGAGAAACAAUUGGGUUUGACAAUAUUAUUAUUAUAAUUAAAGCUAAACGCUUGACCCACAAGGGUCAUACAGUACUGUCGGUUUUAAUAGAAGGGAAGGUAAAGUUCAAUUCCUUGGAUCGAGAGCCCUUCACCAUUAUGAAGGAACCUUCUUUGAGGGAAAGGCACACUUAGAAGGAAGUUUUGCCUUGAACCCGUAAACGGUCCAAGCAGAUCUACGUUUACAUGUGUUACGCUACAAAAGUAGAUAUAAGUUUUUUUUUUUUUACAUUUUCAAAUACUGUAUAACAAAAAAAAAAAGUAGAUCAAAGUUUUUUACACAUUUUCAAAUGUAGAUAAACUUUUUUGUUUUUCUACAUUUGAAAAUGUGUAAAAAAACUUUGAUCUACUUUUUUUACAUACUUUCAAAUGUUGAAAAAACGUACAUAUACGUUUGGACCGUUUACGGGUUAAACGGCACAAGUGAGAUUGUAUAAAUCUCAAUAUUAUUGAUGGUAAACAAUUGUUGAAUUGAUGAGUUAGAUGUGAAACACUUUAGAUUAUUAUAAUAAUAAUCAAAAAGAAGUGCUGGAAACACUUUAGAAUCUGUCAAAAUGUUCUGCUUGCACCAUAGGCUGUUUCAAUUGAUUACAGGUGAAAACCCUGGAAACAGUAAAGGUAAUUACGAAGUGGUCAGUCCCUCGGCCUACAGCAGAAGCAUGUGAGCUAAUAUAUUAGGUCUGACCCUUCUAGGAAGGUUCCUUGACACUGGUGAAGGGCUCUUGAUCUAGAGAAUUGGAUCUUUGCUCCAGUUCCCUGAAUUGGGUCUGAAUACCUUCCAUCCCCCCACAGGCCCUGUAUAAUCCUAUGGGUUUAGCACUUCCCCAUGAUUAUAAUAAUAAUGUCUGACCACAUGCCUCUGCUUUAGGCUGAAGGACUGAUAACCUCAUAAUUCUUUCUACUGUUUUCACCUGUAUUUGACUGAAGAAAUACCUAUUGGCAAUUACAAUAUCAAAACUAAGCACUAAUCCCACAAGGGUCAUACAGUGCUGUGACAAUAAAUGUUGCUCGUUUUAGUCCUCGGAUCAACGUCUUCAAUCUUAAACCCAAAUGGAUUAUGUUACUAUGCAAAUACAAAUAUAUAUAAUGUU